AUGCCCGUCUACCUCCUCUACGGCUUCCGAUGGCCGCGCGCCGGCUUCACAGGAAUCCGAGUCUACAUCGUCCUACAUAACCUGGAAGACGCGACAGCCGAAUACCUCCAACAACCACUCACGACACAGCUGCUGCUCGACUCAUUCAAGAAGACCGAACCGGGGAUCGUCUCGCGGCUACCGGACAUGCGGUUCAUUGAGCAAUACGACCCCGAAGAUACCAGCGAGGAGGCGGUCAGCAAGACGCACGCAUACGUCGCGGGGAAAGUGAUUACGAUGCCGGAGGUCGGGAGCCCCGGGGCGUGUCUGAGCUUCGAUGCGGAGGAGCUGGUUAAGAGUUCGGGGCUGGAGCAGGAUGCGAUGGACGCGUUGACUGAGAUGCGGGAUAAGUAUGCCGCUGGGGAGAAGAUCGGGUGGUAUAUUGUUUACAACGGGGAUCCGGAUCGGUAUUUCCCGCCGGAUGAGGAGGAUGAGGAGGAUUAUAGUUUCGAUGAGGAGGACGAGGAUGACCAGGAUGAUGGCCAGAUGAAUGGGGUUGAGAAUGGGAAUGGAACGGCGUCGCGACCGCCGUCGACUCCGACGUCGCUCCUGACUCGAUUCUUCACCAAAAAAGCCGCUUGA
This is a messenger RNA of Aspergillus melleus, 621 nucleotides long. RefSeq lists its product as uncharacterized. The record is from RefSeq and is a predicted model, not a curated record. Bases 1 to 621 code for a protein of 206 amino acids. The transcript is spliced from 2 exons. NCBI's taxonomy places the organism in Eukaryota, Fungi, Ascomycota, Eurotiomycetes, Eurotiales, Aspergillaceae.